AUGUAACACUUGUCGUCACUUUGCCGUGUCUUCGUCAUAUGUUGGUCGCUACAUCGACUUGCAUAGAACAAUGGAGCGCACAGGUGGCGCAUUCUUCACUCUUAUUGUUGUGUUGCUUCUAAUUGCUCCAAGCGCUUCGAACCUCCAUCGCAAGCAGUCUUUUUAUUCUCGGAAAGUGACGCACGACAGUUUCAGUCCAAACGUUGGUGUUCCUGAUAGAUCUUCUAGCGCUAUAACAACAUGGGUAUUAUCUCUCUUCUCGGCAGCUCUAGUGGGUCUUACAGGAAUAUUUCCGUUGUUUAUUCUCGAUAUCGACAAAAAGACGGAUCGGGGACUCUCGAAUACGCACAAGACGCUGCUAGGAUUUGCUGUCGGCGGAUUGCUCGGUGAUGUUUUCCUGCAUCUUCUGCCGGAGACAUUCGGGAGAUUGGGAACGAACGAUUGGACAGCACAAAUGCACGGGGACGAAGACCAUGUCGCUGUGGGAUUGUGGGUGUUGGCAGGAUUGCUCUGUUUCAUGCUAAUAGAGAAGUUGAUGGCUGAGACGGAAGAGACGGAAAAGGCGGAUGAGAAGUCAGACUGUCAUGAGGAGGCGGAGACUGAGGGCGAACAGUUAGUGUGCAAUGGGACAAGAAUGAGAGACAAUGUGGAAUGCAACGGUGUAGGUGUAACGCCUGAUGGUGUGAUGAAAAGCAGUGGACACGACGUGAAAGAACCUCAGAAGAUUCUUGUUAGUGGCUACUUGAAUCUGGUUGCCAACUGUACUGAUAACUUUACUCAUGGACUAGCCAUCAGUGCUAGUUACAUGGUUGGCACCAAAGUUGGUAUCUUGACGACUGUUGCCAUACUCCUUCAUGAGAUUCCUCACGAAGUGGGCGAUUUUGCUAUCCUUCUCAACUCUGGUUUUGAUCGUUGGUCGGCCACUAAAGCUCAGAUGGCUACAGCAAGUGGGGGCAUUGUUGGAGCAUUAGCUGGUCUUAUUGCUGAUGAGGCGACAGACUCUACUGCAUGGAUACUUCCUUUCACUGCAGGUGGUUUCAUCUAUAUUGCUAUGGUAACCAUCAUUCCCCAGCUCAUUAAGGAGCAAGAUCCAAUGCAGUCAGUUCGACAGCUGGGUGCUAUAUUGACAGGAAUUAUAGUGAUGAUGAUGGUAUCCUAUGUUGAAGAUUUAUAAUUUCCUUUGAUGGAUUGUACAGUACGUCUCACUAGAAAUAUUUUCUAAUCGAAUCAGUAGACAUAUUCUUCCUUAUGACUAUGACAUAUCCGGUAUGACAAAAUAGUAACUGAAUUUGGUCAGUACACACUUGUAUUCCCAUUUACACGCAUGGCUAAUGAAUUAGC
Corticium candelabrum is the source of this 1341-nucleotide messenger RNA. Its product is annotated as zinc transporter ZIP13-like. The record is from RefSeq and is a predicted model, not a curated record. Lineage: Eukaryota; Metazoa; Porifera; Homoscleromorpha; Homosclerophorida; Plakinidae. Bases 71 to 1174 code for a protein of 367 amino acids. Gene Ontology annotation, biological process: zinc ion transmembrane transport; intracellular zinc ion homeostasis. Gene Ontology annotation, molecular function: zinc ion transmembrane transporter activity. The transcript has a single exon. Gene Ontology annotation, cellular component: membrane.